AUGUCGAAGCUCUCGUUUAGGGCGAGGGCCCUGGAUGCGUCGAAACCAAUGCCCAUAUAUCUCGCUGAGGAGCUUCCGGAUUUACCGGAUUACUCAGCGAUUAAUCGUGCCGUACCACAAAUGCCCUCUGGAAUGGAAAAAGAGGAAGAAAGUGAGCAUCAUCUCCAGAGGGCGAUAUCAGGCACGGGGCUCAUAAUACCAACACCAGAAGUGUGCGAGGUAAAUGACCUCGAGUUCUACGAAAGAUGCUACCCAGCCGACUACAAAAUGCCCAAGCAGCACAUACACAUGCAGCUGCUAUGGGAGGAGCAGGAGGUGCCAGAGUACGACAUCGACUCGGAGGACGAAAGGUGGCUGAAGCAGCAGAGGCACCCAGAGCUCACAGAGCUAAAGUUCGAGCAAAUGAUGGACAAGUUGGAGCGCAGUUCAGGUCAGACGGUGGUGACGCUGAACGAGGCCAAGCUGCUGCUGGAGCGGCAGGAUGAUCUGGUCAUUGCCGUCUACGACUACUGGCUUAACAAGCGCCUCAACACGCAACAUCCAUUAGUAUUGUCGGUGAAGACAGAACAUCGGCCGGGGCAGUCGUCGAACAAUCCUUACUUAGCUUUCCGGAGAAGAACAGAAAAGAUGCAGACCAGAAAGAACAGGAAGAACGAUGAGAGCUCGUACGAGAAGAUGCUGAAGCUGCGGCGCGAUCUGGCGCGAGCGCUGUCACUGCGCGCGCUGGGGGCACGGCGCGAGCGCGCCAAGCGAGAGUUGUUACGCAUCACCGCACUGCUCGCGGAGCGGCGCUACGCGGCAGGGGACUUCGCUGCGCAGCUGCAGCCGGACCCGCCCAGGCAAUACAGCACCGUGCCAAUAUCAACCAUAAGUUUCCGUCGAGAGCCGUACGCGGUGCAACACUACCCGCCGAGAGCACCGCCCACGCCCGUCGAUCAGCCUAGACAGCGAGAGAAGCGUCCAUACAAGAGACGGAAACACAGGCACCACGCCGUCGGCUCCGUGCAGGGGCUGCGAGAUUCGGGCGUGUGCACAUCGUCAGACGAAGAAGCGAGCGCGUCUGCGCCCGGCGGGGCAACUACGCGAGUGGAAACGAUUGACGAUGGGCCCUUUGCAUUUCGUAGGAAGCCUGGCUGCUAUUAUGAGAUGCCUACGUCUACUCUUUGCGGCGACCCUGUGGAUCCCGGUAGUCCAUCAAAAGAAGGUCUCUACGAACAUGAAUUGGAUGAGAGAAAUAGGUUCACGCUGACAUCCUUACGGCAGCCGUACACGCGUUGCGUGGGGUUCGCUCGACGAAGGCUGGGUCGCGGCGGCCGCGUGCUGUUGGAUCGUAUAGCCACGCCGCUCGACGACCUGUGGCCGCGGCUACCCUUCGCCUUUCCCGCGUCCGGUGAGCAGCGCGCCUUGCGCGACGAGGAGGUGGAGUUGGAAACAAAAGCACAUCGAAGUCCAAAGGAAAUGAAACGGGAUUAUCAUACGAGUGGAAAGUAUCCAUGGCGACAUGCUUUCCGACGGCACCUCGCCAGAUAUCCUGGCUUAUGGACCACCGAUAUCAAACCCGAUAUCGACGUCAAACGUGACGGUGACGGCGACGUCAGGCUGGACAUCGACGUCAAACCCGAAAGAGACAUCGAUGUCAGGCCCGAUGUCGACGUCAAACAGGAGCCAAUGAACGUCGAUGGACUGUUACCGGACGAUAUGUUACCUCAAGAUGUUAAAAGUGAUAUUAGUGUUAGUGCGAGAACUAUAGACAGUGUGAUUAAGGAAAAUCUAAAGCGUAUGAUCAGGAAGAGAUCAUGGAGUGGGUGCAGUGACAGCAGUUAUGAUUCAGAUGAAAGUUUGCAGCCAGUGGAGAAAGAGUUUGAACAGUUCAUUGAUGAGGUUAAUAAAAAAUGGUUACAUUUUCGGCCAAAAACACCACCGCCUUCGCCCCCACAUGAAUCUAAGCCUCCAGAUGACCAAUUCCCUAUCGCUUUGGACACACCGUUUUCUGUGGAGUUAAGAUUUGCAGAGCAGCCCCCAUCAGAAGUUUUGGACUCAUUCACGACAUCAGAAUUUACAUUAGGAGACUUAUAUCCGGAGCCCUUGAACCCUGAAGUAGACAACAGUGGCAGUAGUCUAGACAUAAGUGGAGAUGAUUUACUUAAUGAAAACUUCACAGGUCUUACUGAAGCACAAGUUGAAAGUAUUCUAUCGGAAACAGACUUGAAAGCUUUAGAAGAUGUUGACUUGACUAAAGACGACAAGAAAAUUGCAAUUACUGAUGAUAUACUGGAGGAACUUGUGAAGGAUGUUGAAAAGGAUCCUUUUUUAUUGCAAGGCCAGAGCUUGGAUGGGCGUGCCGGCUCUGGCCCAAGGCGAAAGAAGGCAGGGGAAGCGUUCGGAUCGACCGUCGUACAUAUAUCGGCUGAUAAGGAACCUAUAUACGUGGACAAACCCGAGGUCAAGUCGCCCCCCACGCCACCGCUCAUCGAAACGCCCAAGGAGGUACGCGUACCAGCGCAGCCGGUGCCCACCUCCAGCAUCAUCGUGGAGGAGGUCAACGACGUUCCCCACAUCAAAGUGGAGAAGAAGAGGAAGGAGGACACUAUUGAGGAGAUCCAGCUGGCGUCCGGAGUCCAGCUGAAAACAGUGCAAACGAAACACUCGCCGCUUAAGAAGCACAUAAUUACUUCGGCUGCACACAGAAGGAGCAACGAGGUUGUGGUGACGUCACAGGAGGCGCCACAGCCGCAAAUUGUGACUGUAGCUGUUUCUGAGAAUUUGAAGGUGCGGCUGGCGAGCCAGGCGAGGGAAGCCAGCCAGGCGAGCGUGACGAGCGGCGGCGGCGGUGGGCCGGGCACCGUGGUGGGGCUGCUGCAGAACGGGCCCUUCGCCGCCGUCGCGCUGCCCGUGCCGCCGCGCGACCUCGUUACGGCAAGCGCGGGUAAUGCAGUGCCGACAAGCAACAUCGUCAACGUGGGAACAAUUGGCACCGUGGGCAACGUGGGCUCAGUGGGUAGUGUCGCAAAUACCACGACGACGAGAAGAGUCGCCGCCCCGUUGGUCCAGUUAGCCCCAGCUGCCCUCGGUCACAAACCACUGCAGUUACAUCCUCCACCAGCGGUAGUAGUCGCUCCACACGUGCACCAUGUGCCCUCCAGUAAACUCAAAGUACUCCACGCUCAUCCACUUACACAUACACAGCGAGCUCAACUCUUACAAAAUCGUUCCCUCGCUCAACUUCCAACGGUCGUAUCGUUAGCGGCCCUUGGAGAUGGAAAACCCCUCCUAAAAGCCGCUCCAGGCUCUGUUACCCAAUUCUUCGAGAUCAAGAGCGGCCAAUUAGCAAAAGGGGGGGCCUCAUUUAGUGAAUGUUGUAACGUGGCUACAGCGACACGGCCUCAUCGGGUCAGCGUUAGUCUGGACGGAAGGCAAAUCGUCCGGGCGGCGUUACCAGUGCGAGCCCCGAACGUCCGACAUCAGAUCCACUUGAAAAAUCGGACCCUGCAAGUCGCUGCGCCCUUGGCUAGGACAUCGUCGGAGCCCUCGACGUCUAUAACGAUAGCGGCACCGUCGAAGACAUCGAUACCGAGUUCCGUCGUCGCGAAUCUGUUGCAGAAGAAUGUGCAGUUACCGAAGGGUGGUCAGAAGAUCGCCAUCUCAGGGCCUGGUGGGCUGGCGGGCAACGUGCAAGCAAUCGCUUUUUCAACUGCGCAGUUGAAAGCGAGGCAAGCGAGGCUUAUAACUCAGCCACGAGCGACGCCCGUUGCUGAAAUCGUGGAGGCGACGACCGCUGGCGUGGCGGUGGCGUCGUCCUCGGGGCUGGCGAGCGGUCUCGGCAGCGGGCUGACGGGCACGGCGCCGCUGGAGGCGGGCGGCGCGGCGGACGGCGGAGAGCCCGCCAGCAACGGCGCCGUGCGUCGGCGCACCGCCGACGCGCUUCCCAUGGAGGUCACGUGA
This is a messenger RNA of Parnassius apollo (apollo), 3942 nucleotides long. The record is from the annotation of a GenBank genome assembly. Lineage: Eukaryota; Metazoa; Arthropoda; Insecta; Lepidoptera; Papilionidae.